Molecule: messenger RNA, 692 nt
Organism: Musca domestica (house fly)
Lineage: Eukaryota; Metazoa; Arthropoda; Insecta; Diptera; Muscidae
Gene: Srp19
Product: signal recognition particle 19 kDa protein
Exons: 3
Coding region: 132-614 (160 amino acids)
Biological process (GO): SRP-dependent cotranslational protein targeting to membrane, signal sequence recognition; SRP-dependent cotranslational protein targeting to membrane
Cellular component (GO): signal recognition particle, endoplasmic reticulum targeting
Molecular function (GO): 7S RNA binding
Source: RefSeq, a predicted model, not a curated record
CACCUACAUUAGACGUGUCAACAACGGGCAAGUGUCAAAUAUUCAACAUUUGGGGAGCAAAACACAAUUUUCUCCCACAAAAAACACACAAAUAAGUGAAAUUUAUUAAAAGAAAAAACCAUAACUGGAAAAUGGCUGCAGCUGUUCCAGUCCGCACCAAUUGGCAUCCGGCCAUGAAACACAGUGAUAUGGAAAGAUGGAUUUGCAUUUACCCAGCCUACAUCAAUAGCAAGAAAACGCGACAGGAAGGCCGCCGUUUACCCAAAGAAAAUUGUGUGGAAAAUCCAACAUAUGCUGAGAUACGUGAUGUUCUGUCGGCCAGUCAAAUCCGGGUGGCUGUGGAGAACAAACAGUAUUGCCGCGAGAAAAGUAGGGAACUGCAAUACCGUGGCCGAAUUCGUGUUCAGCUGCGCAACGAUGAUGGCUCGUUCUGUAAUCCCGAAUUCACCAGUCGUGAGGCAUUUAUGCUGCAUGUUGCAAGUAGAAUACCCCAGCUGAAGAGUCGUCAGGCUCGGCCAGGCGGUGAAGCACCACAGCAGGCCCAGCAUCAACAGAGUACCUCUGGCGGUGGUGGUGGUGGCGGCGGCAAGAAGGGCAAGGGCAAGAGACGCUAAGCGCAGUGUGGCCAUGAACAACUUCCCAUUCUUUACAUUCUUUUGUUAUUAUCCGGCAUAAUAGAUUGAUUUUGAAAA